CGGUGAGCGAGCGAGCGCGAGCGCAUGCUCUAUAGAUGUUGACAACCGUGACAUUGUUUACUGUGGACACGUGUACGUUUGUUUUGUUUCUAUUCCGGAGUAUUCUGUCACGUCGCGAGACGUAAGGGAGUAGAGAACGGAAGCAGUGUAUUAAUCAGGGUGAAUUUUAAUCCUCCACGAUGGCAGCGCGUAGCUCUUCUUCCUCUCCCAGGCCCUACCAGCUCAUCGUGUUCGGGGCUUCGGGAUUCACGGGCCGCUUCGUGGUGGAGGAGGUGGCGCGGAGCAGCGCGGAGGUUCCAGGGGGGAAACUGACGUGGGCUAUCGCGGGGAGGAGCAGAGACAAGCUGGAGAAAGUUCUACAGGAGACCGCGGACCAACUCGGAAAGCCAGAGCUGCAGUCAGAGGUGGAGAUCAUUGUGGCUGAUGUGUCAGAACCGGACUCGUUAGCUGCUAUGUGUAAACUGGGACAAGUUAUCCUCACCUGUGUUGGACCAUAUAGGUUUUAUGGCGAGCCAGUGGUAAAGGCGUGUGUGGAGAAUGGAGCUCACUGUGUGGAUAUCAGUGGAGAACCUCAGUUUUUAGAGAGCAUGCAGUUGAAUUAUGACAGUGCGGCGGCGGAUGGAGGUGUGUACAUUGUGGGAAGCUGCGGGUUCGACUCCAUUCCUGCAGAUAUGGGUGUGCUUUACACACGGGAUCAGUUUAAAGGUACUCUGACGGCUGUGGAGAGUUUUCUGACAGCGAGUACAGGACCAGAGGGAGGGUGUAUCCAUGACGGGACGUGGCAGUCGGCGGUGUACGGGAUGGCGGACAGCGAGAAGCUGAAAAGCCUGAGGAAACAAUUAAACCCCAAACCACUGCCUGUGAUCGGGGCCAAGAUUAAACGCAGGAGCGCUCUGUUCUACAGUAAUGAGAUACAGCAGUAUGCGGUUCCCUUCAUGGGUUCUGAUCCGUCUGUGGUGAAGAGAACUCAGCGCUUCCUGUCUGAGGAACAACAAACUCCGGUUCAGUACGGAGCGUAUGCUGGAGUCGGGGGAAUCUCCUCCGUUAUUAAACUGCUCUUUGCCGCCUUCAUCUUCUCUCUAUUCGUCAAGUUCAGCUUCGGCAGAAACCUUCUGAUUAAAUUUCCAGAGUUUUUCUCUUUCGGAUAUUUCUCCAAAAAGGGACCGACUCGGAAACAGAUGGAGGGAUCGUCAUUCUGUUUUGCGUUCUUCGGUGAAGGCUACACUGAAGGUCAGGAUCCCUCUCAGGGGAAACCCAACGCUAAAAUCCGCACACUCGUCCGGGGACCAGAGGCGGGUUAUGUUGCGACCCCGAUCGCCAUGGUGCAGGCGGCUCUCACCAUCCUCAGUGAACCUGACGCUCUGCCCAAAAAAGGUGGUGUGUACACUCCUGGAGCUGUCUUUGCUAAAACCUCCCUGAUCGAGCGGCUGGAUAAACACGGCAUCCAUUUCUCAGUGCUGUGAACAGGAGUGGGGCGGAGCUUCACGCAGCACGUCUUCCGCACUUCCUGUCCUAUACUACUUGCUCUGAUUAGCGCUUAGCAUUAACGCUUACAUGCAGGGUGAAAGUCACAUUUCAUUCUCAAAUUAGUGUAAUUAAACGCCUUCACUGAUGUAGUCAGUUACCUCAUAGUAAAGAGGAGGUUGAUGUGUAACCUAACAAACACACAGUGUAGGUGAGCAAUAUUUAGCCUGGACAUAUCACAGACUUCGCAUUUAUUGACACGUGUCAGAUUUUCUGUUGGGAAUUUAAAUGUUUGUGUGUGUGUAGUUUUUUUCCCACUGUAACUUUUUGCACUAAUGAAUUAAAAGCUACAGAAUGUAAAGAGAUCAUUAAAAACUGAUUUAAUUGCA
Messenger RNA from Ictalurus punctatus (channel catfish), 1853 nucleotides. It is a transcript of the gene sccpdha.1, whose product is annotated as saccharopine dehydrogenase a, tandem duplicate 1. The transcript is spliced from 13 exons. The record is from RefSeq and is a predicted model, not a curated record. Gene Ontology annotation, biological process: glycolipid biosynthetic process. Bases 180 to 1463 code for a protein of 427 amino acids. NCBI's taxonomy places the organism in Eukaryota, Metazoa, Chordata, Actinopteri, Siluriformes, Ictaluridae. Gene Ontology annotation, cellular component: mitochondrion; plasma membrane; lipid droplet.